This is a messenger RNA of Mya arenaria, 450 nucleotides long. Its product is annotated as BPTI/Kunitz domain-containing protein-like. The record is from RefSeq and is a predicted model, not a curated record. NCBI's taxonomy places the organism in Eukaryota, Metazoa, Mollusca, Bivalvia, Myida, Myidae. The transcript has 2 exons. Gene Ontology annotation, molecular function: serine-type endopeptidase inhibitor activity. Bases 1 to 450 code for a protein of 149 amino acids.
AUGAGUGGUAUUCAGUAUGCCGGUCCUAAAAUAAGCGAUAAAACGGACGCCAUUCCUAAACUAAUCGGUAUUCUGGAUGCUAGUCCUAGAAUAAGCGAUAAUUCGGAGGCUAGUCCUAAAAUAAGCGUAUGCACGGAGCCGAAAAAGGUCGGUCCAUGCAAAGGUGCUAUACCAAGAUAUUAUUACAACUCCUCAACGGAGACAUGUAAAGACUUCCUUUGGGGAGGAUGCAAAUCAAACGGCAACAACUUUGGAACGCUAAUGGACUGCGAGGACACAUGCAUCACGUGCAGGCUGCCGAAGAAGAAGGGGCGGUGCCGAGGGCGCUUUCCCCGUUGGUAUUUUAAUGCCGCCAGAAACCAGUGCCGUAGAUUCUUCUACGGGGGCUGCGGGCGCAACGCCAACAACUUCCGGACAAAAUAUGCCUGCAUGAGGGUGUGUGUGGCGUAA